AUGGAGGGGAAGGACGCAAUCACCACCGAAGGCACCUUGCUUCUGAACCUGACCACUGUCGCCACACGAGACACCGACGAUUUCUUUGGAGGAUUCGCCAGCAAAUAUUCACGCUACACCGCCACGCAGGCAAUACUAAUCGCCCUGGUGCUUGGCAUCAUCAUCGUCGGGACUGUGAUCGGGAACAUUCUAGUCUGCGUCGCCGUCUUCUUCGUUAAGAAGCUAAAAAGACCCUGCAAUUAUCUAUUGGUCAGCUUGGCGGUCAGCGAUCUAUGCGUCGCUCUUCUGGUAAUGCCGAUGGCGUUAAUCUACGAGAUCUCCGGUAAUUGGUCCUUCGGUGCGAAUAUGUGCGUUGUUUGGGUUAGCUUCGACGUGCUCAGCUGUACAGCCAGCAUACUGAAUCUCUGCAUGAUCUCCGUAGACCGAUUCUGGGCUAUAACGAAGCCGCUGAAAUACGGGGUGAAAAGGACAACUAGACGGAUGAUCACCUACAUCAUCCUCGUUUGGCUGACGGCGGCCUGCAUCAGCCUGCUACCUUUGCUGAUUAUGGGAAACGAGUACACUUACUCCGAGACAGGGCCGUCACUUUGCGACGUCUGCCAGAAUUUCUACUACCAGAUCUGCGCCACGCUGGGGAGCUUCUACAUACCCCUGAUCGUCAUGAUCGUGGUGUACUACAAGAUACUCUGCGCGGCGCGCAAAAUAGUCCUGGAGGAGAGGAGGGCGCAAAGCCAUUUAGAGGCGCACUGCUACCUCGACAUAGAACCGACGGUGCAGCCGCAUCAGCCGGUCGUCGCGAACCGUCAAUUAAAUUCUGACGUGCAAACCAGCCAUGGAAGUCCGCCUGUGAUGCAGCACCGAAGUUCGAGCGCCUCGACGACGAUACGAUCGAACCCUCGUGGCGAUACGCAGGAUAAAAUGAGAGCGUGCAGCGGCCAUGGGACGCGCUGUUUCGCUAGUGGUCCCCGUAAGAGCAACGAGUCCCAGUGUCCGAUGUUGCAGAAGCUCGAGAAACCAAUCCCCUCCACGACAACCACACCACCGAUGACGUCUACCAAGUCAACGAUCGUGAGGAACCACCUGAACAGCACCUGCAGCGUCACGAAUUCUCCCCACCAGAAGAAGCUCAGGUUCCACCUGGCGAAGGAAAGAAAGGCCAGCACUACAUUGGGCAUCAUAAUGAGCGCGUUCACCAUCUGCUGGCUGCCAUUCUUCGUGUUGGCCCUUGUCAAGCCAUUUCGAGACGCGAUCCCACCGUUUCUAUCCAGUCUGUUCCUCUGGCUAGGCUACUGCAACAGCCUCCUGAACCCGAUCAUCUACGCGACGCUGAACAGGGACUUCCGGAAGCCUUUCCGCGAGAUCCUCUACUUUCGUUGCAGCAACCUGAAUCACAUGAUGAGAGAGGAGUUCUAUCAGAGCCAGUACGGCGAUCCUAUCAAUAAUUACGAGAUCAAGGCGGGCGAGAUGGAUGGCGACGAACGCCUGGACAAUCAGGGAAUCGAGGCGAUCGACGUAGGGGCAAACGCGCCGAACGAAAGCUUCCUGUGA
Habropoda laboriosa is the source of this 1548-nucleotide messenger RNA. It is a transcript of the gene 5-HT7, whose product is annotated as 5-hydroxytryptamine receptor 1. The record is from RefSeq and is a predicted model, not a curated record. The transcript is spliced from 6 exons. Gene Ontology annotation, cellular component: plasma membrane. The coding region runs from base 1 to 1548 and encodes 515 amino acids. Gene Ontology annotation, molecular function: G protein-coupled acetylcholine receptor activity. NCBI's taxonomy places the organism in Eukaryota, Metazoa, Arthropoda, Insecta, Hymenoptera, Apidae. Gene Ontology annotation, biological process: adenylate cyclase-activating adrenergic receptor signaling pathway.